Pelodiscus sinensis (Chinese soft-shelled turtle) is the source of this 993-nucleotide messenger RNA. The record is from RefSeq and is a predicted model, not a curated record. NCBI's taxonomy places the organism in Eukaryota, Metazoa, Chordata, Testudines, Trionychidae.
CGGGCCCCGUGUCCCUCGGGCCUCCCUCGGCAAGCGGGGCAUGCACCUGAACGGGGAGGAAAGGUCCCUCCCCCCGUCGAGUUUCGGGCUGAGCUUGUGCACCCGGCGUUGUUCAGCAAUAGUGAAAAACGUGUCUUUCCUCUCCCUGUGUAGCCUCAACGGUGUGCCAGUGGCUUAUGAUCAUAUCAGAGUAGUGGGGGAAUUGGGUGACAUCUAUGAUGACCAAGGAUUCAUCCAUUUUAACAUUGAAGCAGAUUUUGUCAUUUUCACGCCGAAGAAAGGGAAAAAGCUUGUGGGUGUGAUCAAUAAAGUGGCCCCUAGCCAUAUUGGCUGUCUGAUACAUGGGUGUUUCAAUGCUUCCAUCCCUAAACCUAAUCAAAUGUCAGCUGUAGAGUGGCAAGAUCUUGGGUUAAAAACAGGAGAUAAGCUGGAAUUUGAAGUAUUGCAUUUAGAUUCUGAUGCUGCUGGAGUGUUUUUCAUUCGGGGAAGACUGAAUAAAGACAGUGUGCAUCCUAAAUAUCCUGAAACAGUACCUGCAGAUACAAACAGCAGAGAUGAAAUACCAAAGAAAAAACUUAAAAGAGCAAGAAAGAAUUCUGAGUUGGAAAAUGACACAGAGCCUACAGACAAUGCAGAUACUACUGUGGUGGAAGAUGCAGAGGAGAAUGGUCCUGAUACAGUAAAUGGAUAUUAUGAUAAAAAGCCAAAGAAGAAAAAACAUAAGCAGGAAGAGCAGAAAUCUGUAUUUUAUGAAAGUGACUGUAGUGGUUAUCCAAGUGACCAUAAAAAGGUUAAGAAAAAGAAAAGAAAACAUUGUGAUAUAGAUGAAGAGAGCGAAUUGUCUCAAUUGUCACAAGAACCCAAAGCCAAAAAGAGAAGGAAAUUACAAAUGGACUGAAGAGUCCAAAAGUGCAGUGCUUAAAUGUAAGAUUCUCAUCUUCUUCCAGAAGUUCUUAAUAAACUUCCAAUAAAAUAAUAUUUUCAGUUUGCGUA